This is a messenger RNA of Microtus ochrogaster (prairie vole), 2399 nucleotides long. RefSeq lists its product as uncharacterized. The record is from RefSeq and is a predicted model, not a curated record. Lineage: Eukaryota; Metazoa; Chordata; Mammalia; Rodentia; Cricetidae.
AUGCAAGAUGGCAAACCAAAUUCCUAUCACCCCAAACAGGCAAGAGUUCAGGACGAGAGGUGUCCCUGCCCACACGUCUCCCGCCAGAAGGCAAGGCGAAGCGAUGGCUUCGGGCCCACCAGCAGAGGGGCUUCGUUACCAGGCCGACAGCACCCUACGUUCACGACGCCUGGGCUCCGGGCCCAGCCGCCGCUGCACAAAGGCCGCGACUCCGCGUGGCCCAGCCCGCCUCGCGCGCUGCGCCCCGCCCCGAGCCCCGGCCUGCGGCCUCGCCCGGGAGGGGAGGAGGAAGGGAAGGGCGCAGCCUCUCCAGGCCGCAGCGCCCGCUACUCGCGGGGCGCCCCUCGCGCCCCGCACCUACCUGUGGCGCCCGCGACCUGCCCGAGCCGCCCGCAGCCCGACCACAGACGGCCGACCCUCACCGCCCCGGCUCCGCCGCAACCCGCCAAGGCCCUCGCAAGCUCUAGGCUCUUGAGACCAGCUGCCGCGCGGACGAGCGGAGGGCGGGCAUUAUCGGCGCGCGACCAAUACCGGCGCACGGCCGCCGCGCAUUGGGGGAGCCGGGAGCGGGCUGAGGAGGCCGCCAAUCGGCGGCGCGAGGUGCGCGCGGCCCAAUUGCGAGGCGCGAUGGCGGACGCGUGGGCGGGACCAGGCGCCAGCCCUGAGGAGCUAACGACUGUGGCCCAGGAGGGGCUGGGCGCGCGGAGGGGUGCGGCCGCAGGGAGCGCCGGGAGAGAGACUUCCACUCAGCUGACAGCACCAUCCAGGAAAUAGCUGUUGACUACAAACUGCUCCAAAAGGCUGUGAGCCCUGGACAUGCUGAAAACUGAUGUGGACCAGUCCAGCCAAUGUGAUUGUUCCCUGCCUCUUCAGCUGGGUCAGUGAACCAGAUGCUUCUGAUGAAUGCCACCCACUGCCUGGACCCCCAGCCCUUGGUCUCCUGACAACAAUGUCCUAAUUUCUGCCGAGAAGCGGUGACAGAAGUAUGUCACCCCGUCUCCUCAAGGCUGGAAUGUUAAGUCUAAAGGAAACUGGAAGGGACCACACCUUGUUAUCUUGACCACCCCCACUUCUGUCAAAGUAGAUGUUGUCGGCACCAUCACGCCAGAUCAAAUAUCAUCGCUGAUAAUAACCCAGCUGCAGAGAAAUGGCCCAUCACAAAGGCUUGAGAAGAUCCACUAAAGAUAAGACUGGUGUGGGUUGCAGACUAAUGAUGUUAUUUUGUCUGGCUGUGUUCCCCCACACACACAGUGCUCUUUCGUGGGAUAUAUGUCUAGAUCCUCCCAUAAGAGCAAAUGCAAAACUUGCCAUAAAUGUCUCACAGCUCCUGGUCACAUGACCAUCCCUUCAUGUGACAACAUGUGAUGUCAGGUGAACAUCCCUUCAUUCUCCUCGCAGUUGAAACUGUUCAGUUUGGAUGUGAUGGUGGAUUAUGUCCCUGCUUAAUUAUCUAGCAUAUACAUCAAGCCACAAGAUUUUGUAUCUUCGUAUUCCUAUUUCCCGGGACAGUCUGGCAGGGAGAGAGCACUUAUGUGCAAAUCUUUCCAGCCCCCAGAGGCAGAGAGAAAUGUGCAGUUCCUCUCCUCAUAACCCUCAUAGCAAGCUUAGGGUUGGGAACAGCUGGAAACCUCUCAAGGCAGCAGGCACGGCAAUGGCCGUAUGACAGCUACAAAAACUUAGGCUGUCAAAUAACCCAGGGUUUAUUUGCAUUAGAAGGGUCCAUUGCAAAAUUAGAAGACUGGGUUGGCUCAUUAGCUGAGGUAGUCUUACAAUAUUGUAGGGCACUUGGUCUGCUUUGUGCAGAACAAGGAGGUUACUGUAUGGUCUUUGGGGAAACUUGCUGCUUCUAUGAAAACUACUCAGGAAUUACCAUGAAUAAUUUAGCCAAAAAUACCUCACAGAGAGGGGAAAGCCCUAUAAGGAGGAAAUAAAUGCCACCCCUUUUCUUUCUUGCGUUCUUCAAGCCUAGUAACACAACUGUCAGCCACCAUAGGGCCCUUAGCUUCUCUGUUCCUGCUGAUUAUGGUUGAUCCCUGCAUCAUUAAUGCCUUAACAAAAUAUAUAAAUUCCCACUUAGGAAAUGAUGUGAAUUAAGUCCCAAUAUGAACAGGUACCCAUCACAGAGUGAAGGAUUUGACUUAAGACUUAACUCAAGGGGGGAAUAUGAUGGCUAACUUUAUGUUUAAACGUUUAAAAUCUCUCCGCUUAAGAGAACUAAAAUGCAGUUGGAAGUGGCACAUGCCUUUAACCUCAGCACUGCAGAGACAGAAAUAGGUGGAUCUCUGUGAGGCCAGCCUGCUCUACAGCACGGGCUCCAGGACAGAGAACUAAAAAGCAAAAUUAGACUUCUAAAUGUUAAGGGUUGUUAAGAGUUAAUUUUUUGGGGCUGGAGAAAUGGC